This is a messenger RNA of Drosophila rhopaloa, 1204 nucleotides long. RefSeq names its product tetraspanin-9. NCBI's taxonomy places the organism in Eukaryota, Metazoa, Arthropoda, Insecta, Diptera, Drosophilidae. The transcript has 6 exons. The coding region runs from base 239 to 1090 and encodes 283 amino acids. Gene Ontology annotation, cellular component: membrane. The record is from RefSeq and is a predicted model, not a curated record.
GAGCACACAGAAAACCCAGAGAUCCAAUCCGAUCCGAUCCGAAUCAGAAGUGCAGAACCAAGUGAACGAAAAGCAAAUCGGAAAUUCUUGCACAAAUUAAUUGGGCCAGAAAGUGUCUCAGUUUGUUUGUUUUUUUUUUCGAGUUCACUUCUGUGUUAAAUAGUGCGAACGAAAAUCCGUUAAAUACAGCGAUAAUCCCGAUAACGACCAAUCUCGACCAAAUAGCCAAUAUCCCGCGAUGGGCAAUGCCGGCUAUACAUGCAUACGCCGCACCUUCUGCUGGCUCAACAUCAUUCUAUGGCUGUGUAGCUGUGCGUUUUUGGGAGCCGGACUGUGGCUGCGUCUGAGCUACGAGGGCUACGCCACUCUGCUGCCCCAGCACGCCGGCUUGAGUGCGGACACCAUCUUCAUGGGCAUCGGGGGCACCGGGUUCGUGGUCAGCUUCUUCGGCUGCUGUGGCGCCUGGGUGCAAUCCCGCUGCCUCCUGGUACUGUACUUCAUGCUGAUUGUGAUGCUGUUCAUGAGCGAGUUCCUGGUGGGCUCGAUCGCCUUUCUCUUCCGCGGCGGAUUGGGUCGGACUUUGGCCAACGAGCUGCGCUUCGGGAUCGAGCGGCACUACAACACCAGCGAUCGGGGAUCUUUGGUGGCGCCCUCGGUGGCUUCCAUUUGGGACAGUGUGCAGCAUUCGUUCGAGUGCUGCGGCGUGUCCUCGUACGAGGACUGGUACGACAUCCAGUCGUGGCCGGGAAAGCGCUGGGUUCCCGAGUCCUGCUGCAGGACGCUGUACGACCAACGCCAGGUGCUCACCGAGGGAUCCGGCGACGGAAUGAUGCGCGCCGACUGCGGCAGAUCAGAGAACCCGUCGCUGUGGUGGGACAAGGGAUGUGCCCACUCACUACAGAGCUGGUUCACCGGACAGCUGAAUGUGGUGGGCGCCGUGGGACUCGGGAUCGCCUUCGUCCAGCUCUUCGGACUGAUCACCUCGAUGCUUCUGUUUUGCACGGUGAAACACAAGCGGGCCUCGGACACCUACAAGUCCUACUCCCCGUCUAUCGAUCCCCAAACCCGCACCAGCAGUUGGGAGGAUUGAACGCGCCUGUAGUGGUGCUUGGCGAACUUCUAAAUGUGGGUGAGGGGGUCAAAAUAGCCCCCCCACCUGUCGCUAUCUCUAUUCUUUUUGUUAACUCUCUUAGUUUCUAAUUCA